UCGGAACAGAAUUAAGUAUGAAUUAUUGGCACGACUUGAGCGGCAGUGAACUGGGACUUCCAGAAGAAACAAGAUUUUUCAAAGAAUGAGGAGCUUCAUCAUAAUUUUGGUGCUGUCAGCACUCGCAGCCUGCCAUGGCGCUGCUGUUUUACCGGAUGAGUCGAACAUGUUCUCGUCUUUCAUUCGAGAGCAGAUGUUAGAUGGUUGGACCGUAGAGCAUAAUGAAGAAGAUGCGGUCCAGAACAGAGUCACAAUGAACAAAGGAGAAGCCAGAGACGACUUAAUAUUUUUAUAUGAGAGUCCAUGCAUCGUGCCAGCUUUACCGAACGACAUUGUGACCUGCGAAGUGGUGUAUCAUGGUGAACCCAAUGUCAGCAUUAGGCGUUUCUCGGUUUCCUAUUUCUGGCCACCACCUGCUCAUAUCGAUGUUAGUGGAUUUUUGAGUAAUGUUGGUCGUGUAAAACUAACUUCACAUAUAGGUGAAAGACUUCAGGCAGUUAUCGGAAUAUAUGGUGUAAUAAAUGAGGAUAACAAUUAAUCAUAAGUUUUGAGAUCAUUAUUUGUUAUGACGACUUUAAUCCAAUGUUGCCUGCAUUCCAUUUUCCAUUAAUACUGGUCGUCGAAAAAUAUAUAUUUUUAGCUAAAAAC
This is a messenger RNA of Spodoptera litura, 648 nucleotides long. RefSeq lists its product as uncharacterized. NCBI's taxonomy places the organism in Eukaryota, Metazoa, Arthropoda, Insecta, Lepidoptera, Noctuidae. The record is from RefSeq and is a predicted model, not a curated record.